AUGCCCUGGAAGGUGGAUCUCUCCACCGUGUCGACCAACUUAUCCGACGACCGGAGCGACGGCCUUUCGCAGACCUCGAACCCGGCAGACCCGGCAGACCCGGCAGACCCGGCAGACCCGGCAGACCCCAUCCCCACCGAGGGCAGCCAGGGACACCCCGAGCUUUGCCACCGGCCGUGCCUCUUCUUUGCGAGGGGUGGCUGCCAGAGUGGGGCAGAAUGCAGAUACUGCCAUUUGGAUCAUUCCGACCGCCCUGUGGGCUUGGACAAAAGCCAGCGCCAGGCGGGAGAGCAGUGGCGCCGAGUCCCGAGGCUUUCCCUUCUUCUUCCACAUUUGCAAGCCAAAGCAGACGAGAAAGGCUUUCUGCAGGACAGGAACUGUGCGGCUUUGACACAUCCCGCAUCCUGCAAUUUGGUGAACGUCAUGUUAUUGCUCGCGUCACUUUGA
Molecule: messenger RNA, 447 nt
Organism: Effrenium voratum
Lineage: Eukaryota; Dinophyceae; Suessiales; Symbiodiniaceae
Source: the annotation of a GenBank genome assembly